Metarhizium acridum CQMa 102 is the source of this 2262-nucleotide messenger RNA. The record is from RefSeq and is a predicted model, not a curated record. Lineage: Eukaryota; Fungi; Ascomycota; Sordariomycetes; Hypocreales; Clavicipitaceae.
AUGCCUGGUACCGAGAGCGCACCUCAAUCCGGCCGCGACGAGAGCUCUAGAGGACGAGGGCGUGGCCGUGGACGAGGCAGCGGCGGGCGUGGAAGACGAGGCCGAGUAGGAAAUGCUCAAAACGCAGUCAAUGCCACUCCCGCCAAUCCAGCAGCUCAGCACGUUGCCGCAGCAGCAGCAAGAGCUCAUCUCUUGAAGCAGCAGGGCCAGACUGCCGCCGGGAAUGCUGGCGCCCCGACUCCUGCAACCCCGGCUGACGCUGACGCUGACGAUGAUGCCGACGUCUGCUUUAUUUGUGCCAAUCCGGUUGCACACCAUUCUAUUGCUCCUUGCAAUCAUGCUACCUGUCAUAUCUGUGGUUUGCGGAUGAGGGCCCUUUAUAAGACGAAGGACUGCGCCCAUUGCCGAACCCCAGCCCCCUUUGUCAUCUUCACGGAUGACGCUGCAAAGCGCUUCGAUGAUUACACCGACAAGGACAUCACCACCACCGACUCCAACAUCGGCAUCAAAUACACAAAUGAAGACAUCGUGGGGGAUACCGUGCUCUUGCUGCGGUACAACUGCCCCGAUGAGUCUUGCGACUUUGCCGGCCUCGGAUGGCCCGACCUCCACCGCCAUGUCAAAUCAGUCCAUCGCAAACGAAUGUGCGACCUGUGCACUCGCAACAAGAAGGUCUUCACGCACGAGCACGAGCUCUUCUCCGACAAGGAGCUGGAGAAGCACAUGAGACGCGGCGACGAUAAGCCCGGCGCCGCCGACCAAACCGGCUUCAAGGGCCACCCCCUGUGCGGUUUCUGUGGCGAGCGCUUCUACGACGACGACAAGUUGUACGAGCAUUGCCGCAUGAAGCACGAACGUUGCUUCAUCUGCGACCGCCGCGAUUCACGACAACCGCACUAUUACCUCGACUACAACGCCCUGGAAGAGCACUUCAAGAAGGACCACUACAUUUGCUCCAACAGCGAGUGCCUGGAAAAGAAGUUUGUCGUAUUUGAGUCUGAAAUGGACCUCCAGGCGCACAACCUCAAGGAACAUGCCGGCAAAGCCGUAGGCAGAGACGCCAGGCUUGUCGACAUGUCCUCCUUUGACAUCAGACAGUCGUACCAGACCGAAAGACGCGGUGGCCACCGAGACGGCGAGGGACGAGGCCGCGGCAGACGACGAGGGGGCAGGGGCAGAGACCCCAACGAGGAUGCCGUGCCGCCGACUUCUGCCCAGCCGUUGCGCAGAGACGAGCUGGCCCUGCAGCGUCAGCUAGCAAUUCACUCGGCGCAAUCCGUAUCGAACCGAACCUUUGGCGGCCAGCUCUCCGCGCCAGCUGGCCAGUCUUCGACCACACGCUCGACGCCGUCAGACACGUCAACGCCCGCCCGAAGCCAUAACACAGCCAGCCCCCAGAAUGGCCUGGCCGGCGCCAUGGACUCACUGACCGUUACCGACACGUCAAACAUGUCGCCGGAGGAGAGAGCCCGCCUUGUCCGCCACAGCUCCGUCGUCGAGCGAGCCGCCAACCUCCUCGGCAACGACGCCAACAAAAUCAACACGUUCCGCCAGCACAUCUCGUCCUACCGCCAAGGCGGCUUCACGGCCCCCCAGCUCAUCGACGCCUUCUUCACCCUCUUCGCCGACGUCUCGUCCAACGCCCUCGGCACCCUGGUCCGCGAAGUAGCCGACCUCUUCGACGACAAGACCAAAGCCGACAACCUCCGCAAGGCGUGGCAGGACUGGCGCGCCAUCAACGAAGACUACCCCAGCCUCCCCGGCCUCAGUGGCAUGCAUGGCGCAACCUCCAGCUCAAGCGGAUGGGCGAACGCCGCAACUGCCAACCCGGCAUCCCCCAACGCAGCAGCCCCUGCUCAGAAACACUCCAACAGAGUCCUCCGUCUCAAGAACAGCACCCGCCUCGGCGGCCACGCCAGGUUGGAUAUCGUCUCCCGCCGUUCAGCGACCACCACCAUCAUCAUCCGCCUUCCCCUCGCUCCCACCAGCAUCGUCAUCAGCCCCGCCCAACCGCGAUCCACCAUCUCCCGCAGCCAAGAAGCCUUCCCAUCUCUUCCCGCCGCCCCCAAACCAACCACUACCAUCUUCGGAUACGGAUCCGGCCGCGGCGUCCGUCGCGACUACGGACACGCCGAGUCCAACUUCACGUGGGGUGCUAGUUCGUCCGCCGCAAAUACACCCGCCGCCGAGGAAGAUCACGACGCGGCCACCUCCAAAAAGGGGAACAAGAAGGGCAAGAAGGUUCUCGUGCAGUGGGGAUAG